AUGCAACAGCAGCAGCAGCAGCAGCUGAAGCUAAAGCGACGGCGGCAGUCCAGAGGACAAUCCAGUGGCGCCGCGGGGGCCCGCUGCACAUUGUGGUGGUGGACAGUGGUUGUGAUCGGUGGUCUCCUCAUAUCCAUACCCAUAUCCACUGUACCGCCGGCAACGGCAACGCUCCUCCUCUUCCUGCAGCCGGCCUUCGUUUCAGCCGCAGCCCUCGCGGUGCCGCCAAUGCCAAUGAGAUCGGUGAGUCAUGCCGCCAGGAUCUUGCAGCGGGAACCGGAACAGGAUAAUAUAGCAUACCUAUGGGCGACGGCAACGUUCAGUGAUAAGUUCAAUAAGCAAAUAACACGCAGAAGCAGCGGUAAUUGUGUGAAAUGCCAGAAAAGCGAUUCGUUAACAAAUUCAACAUCGAAUGCAACUGGAAAAGGCGGCGAAAGUGAGAGCAGUGUUCUAGGUGCAGGUGCAACAAGUGUAAAUAGUGGUAGUAGUGCAAUUUUGUGCAGUGUAAAUAGUGCAAAUAAUACGCGUAAGUUAAAUUUAAUUCCGAGCAGGGAGCUGUCGCAGCCGCAGCCACAGCCACAGCCACAGAGGCCGCCUCUCGCUGUUGGCACAAAUUUGCAAAAUAAAUUACCAGCAUCGAGUGCGGAUUGCCACUUAAGUCCAAGUGCCGAGACAAAUAUUCAUACAAACCGGCGAUCCCUAUGCCAUCGCCAUCGCUCCUCCUGUCCAUAUCGUCAUCGUCAUUAUUGUCAUCGUCAUUAUCGUCAUCAUCGUUGUUGGCCGCGUUGUUGUUUUCGUUGUCGUUGUUGUCGUUGUCGUUGUCGUUGUCGCGUCGCGUCGCAGUCUGCAUCCGCAGCGCCCGCGUCUAUGCAUUUGCCAUAUCAAAUUAAUCAACGUGCUACAUUGUUGCAGCAAUCUGCAGCAGCAACACAAGCAGCAACAUCAACUACAUUGCCACAUGUGCAUCGUAUUUUUAAACGCAAACGUGAUACAGCCCAAACAGCGACCACUGCAUCACCUUUGACCCCGCCACAGCAUCCAACAUCAACAACCAGCACGCCAAGAUCGCGACUGGAGUUCAUACUUUACACGGAAGUUUAUGAAGUGGAGGAUUCGGUUUCCUCAGGCGACUCCAACUCCAACUCCGAUCCCCACUCCCAUUUCGAUUUGAAAACCAAGUCGAGUGUGGGCAGCAAAGAAACCUUCUGGCAGAAAUACGGUGAGUAG
This is a messenger RNA of Drosophila serrata, 1227 nucleotides long. RefSeq lists its product as uncharacterized. The record is from RefSeq and is a predicted model, not a curated record. Lineage: Eukaryota; Metazoa; Arthropoda; Insecta; Diptera; Drosophilidae.